CACUGGUCUGCUUCCAUUGUGUGCUCUCUCUCCCCUUCUGCAUUUUCAUUCUUUCAUUUGCUGCCUUUCUCCAAAAAUGGCUUAUCAAUCCUCUGUAAAGAUUCAGAAGAAAGGCUUCAGCAAUUCCUCUGCCAUCAUUCCUAACUCGUGCCGCACCAGUUUCAGCUCCAGCACUAUGUCCAGAAGUGGAGGUUGUGGUGUUGGUGCUGGUUUGGGUAGAGUUGGUGGAGGUGGCGGCGGCGGCUUCGGCAGCCGAAGCCUCUACAGUCUAGGUGGAUCUAAAAGGAUCUCUGCUGGUGGUGGUGGUUCCUGUUUCGGCAGUGGCGUUGGUGGUGGAUAUGGGUUUGGUGGCAGCUAUGGGUUUGGUGGUGGUGCUGGUGGCGGAUAUGGGUUUGGAAGUGCCGUAGGUGGGGGAAACUAUGGCUUUGUCGGAACUGGUUUCGGCGGAGGCAGAAGCGGUGCUGGUUUCCCAGCUUGCCCACCUGGUGGAAUCCAAGAAGUGACUAUCAAUCAGAACUUGUUGGCGCCUCUCAACCUGGAGAUUGACCCCAACAUCCAGAGAGUCCGUAAAGAGGAGGGGGAGCAGAUCAAGACACUCAACAACAAAUUUGCCUCCUUCAUAGAUAAGGUGCGUUUCCUUGAACAACAGAAUAAAGUAUUAGAAACCAAGUGGGCGCUUCUUCAGGAACAAGGACAGAAAACUGUCAGAAAUGACAUUGAACCUUUCUUUGAGGUUUACAUCAACAACCUCAGGAAACAGCUGAAUAACUUGGAGAAUGACAGAGGGAAGCUGGCUGGAGACUUGAAUAGCAUGCAAAACCAUGUGGAGGACUACAAGAACAAAUAUGAAGAUGAGAUCAACAGGCGUACAACUGCCGAGAAUGAUUUUGUAACCCUUAAGAAGGAUGUGGAUGCUGCCUACAUGAACAAAAUAGAACUUGAUGCCAAGGCAGAUUCCUUGAAGGAUGAGCUCUGCUUUUUGAGAGCCCUGUAUGAACAGGAACUUGCACAAAUGCAGGCCCAAAUCACCGACACUUCUGUGGUUCUGUCCAUGGACAACAACCGCAACUUGGACCUUGAUAGCAUCAUUGCUGAAGUCAAAAGUCAAUAUGAAGAGAUUGCAAACAGGAGCAGAGAUGAGGCUGAGUCUUGGUACCAAAGCAAGUAUGAAGAGCUCCAGGCUUCUGCUGGAAGACACGGAGAUGACCUCCGCAAUACGAAGCAUGAGAUUGCUGAAAUCAACCGACAAAUCCAGAGACUGCGGGCUGAGAUUGACAACGUGAAGAAGCAGUGUGCCAACCUGCAGGCAUCCAUUGCGGAGGCAGAAGAGCGCGGGGAGCUGGCCCUCAAGGAUGCAAGGCAGAAACUGGCAGAGCUGGAAGAUGCUCUUCAGAGAGCCAAACAGGACAUGGCUCGGCAGAUGAAGGACUACCAGGAUUUGAUGAACACCAAACUAUCUCUGGAUAUCGAGAUCGCCACCUACAGGAAACUUCUGGAAGGAGAGGAAUGCAGGUUGGGAAAUGAUCAAGCCAACUCAGUCAACAUCUCGGUUGUGUCUUCGACUAUGGGACGCAGUGGAGUUGCUGGCGGCAGUCUAGGCUAUGGAGGUGGAAACAGCUUCGGCCUGGGAGGUGGAAGCGGAUUCGGUGCUGGAGCAGGGUGCAUGGGCCUUGGGAGUGGACUUGGUAUGGGAGGAGGCAGUUUCAGUUCUGGGAGUGGAAGAGGCAUCGGCGGAGGGGUGAGCCUUGGCGGUGGCAGCUGCUCUAGUGUGAAAUUUGUCUCAACCUCCUCUUCUCAAAGAAGCAGCAGAAAGUAAAGUGCAAACUCCUUCAGCCUCUUCAAAAGAAAUCUCCGCUGGUCUCUGGUGCUGAACUGGAUCUCACCAACGUCUGUCAUGCUACAAACAAACUUCUGCUACUACGGUGUUAAGAGCUUGUUUCGUCAUACAUGGCAAAACCCCAAACUCUGCUUUAUGGACAUUCCACUGAGCUCUGCUUUGAUCACAUUUUGCCCAAAUAUGCAACCUGUCCUCCUUUAUUUUCCUCAGAAUACAUCCAGAAUUUGUAUAAACCAGACUACUGUUUGUUCUUGCUUAAGUUGUUUGGAGCCCCCCCUUCACUUUUUGUUUAUUAUUGUGUCCAAUAAAAAUGCAUAUUGUAAUGUA
Molecule: messenger RNA, 2164 nt
Organism: Eublepharis macularius
Lineage: Eukaryota; Metazoa; Chordata; Lepidosauria; Squamata; Eublepharidae
Product: keratin, type II cytoskeletal 6A-like
Exons: 9
Coding region: 77-1816 (579 amino acids)
Biological process (GO): keratinization; intermediate filament organization
Cellular component (GO): keratin filament
Molecular function (GO): structural constituent of skin epidermis
Source: RefSeq, a predicted model, not a curated record